Messenger RNA from Arabidopsis lyrata subsp. lyrata, 2665 nucleotides. RefSeq names its product fatty acyl-CoA reductase 6, chloroplastic. The record is from RefSeq and is a predicted model, not a curated record. Lineage: Eukaryota; Viridiplantae; Streptophyta; Magnoliopsida; Brassicales; Brassicaceae. Gene Ontology annotation, cellular component: intracellular membrane-bounded organelle. Gene Ontology annotation, molecular function: alcohol-forming very long-chain fatty acyl-CoA reductase (NADP+) activity. Gene Ontology annotation, biological process: suberin biosynthetic process; long-chain fatty-acyl-CoA metabolic process. Bases 914 to 2551 code for a protein of 545 amino acids. The transcript is spliced from 8 exons.
CAGGGUUUCUUGCUAAAGGUUAAAAAAAAAAUACUAAAUCAGAGUUUUCUUUUUAUCCAAAUAAUCUGAUUAUUCAGAUUGGAAAAUUGUUUGUGCAGUGUUGAUUGAAAAAUUGUUGAGAGCAAGUUCUGAGAUUGGGAAGAUCUUCCUUCUGAUGAGAUCCAGGGAUCAAGAAUCAGCCAACAAGAGACUCUAUGAUGAGGUUUUGUUUAAACAUUUCUAUUUUCAACUCUAUUUUUUCGUUCUUUUUCCUUUUUCCACUUUUGUAUCCCUUUUGCUUAAGCUCGAAUCUGUUCAAGCUUCUGAAGCAAAUGCACGGGAGUUCUUACGAAGCCUUCACGAAGAGCCAGUUGGAUCCAGUAAUUGGAGACAUUGUAGAAGACAAUCUAGGGAUCGAAUCUGAAAGUACUGUACUUGUGUCUUAUAGUACUGUACUUGUGUCUUAUAUAUGAGUAAAUAUUAUAUCAUAAUUAUGGCCCAUAUGGAUCCUCAAUCUGCUCGUUACUAUAUCGCUUUACGAGGAGAGCUACCAUUUAAUUAUGUUUAUCAUAUUGUUUCACUCCCUUUCGCAAAAUUCUAUUCAUCAGUUAGUACACAACAAACGUUACAAAUUUAUCCGAACACUUAGUGGUUCACCUUUUAAGUUUUGUUCUAGCUGACUGUAUAUACUAUGUUUUCGUUUAUUACAAUUUACAAGAAAACUUCUUGUUACAAUCGAUCAAUGUGUACAAAUCUGAACUUUAGACCAAUUAGAUAGUUAGACUGUGCAAAAUACAAAAGAAGCUCUCUUCACCAUUUUUUUUUUUGGUAAGCAGUCUAUUACUCAUUUAGAAUGGAAAAGAUUCAGUAGACAAAAGCCAUAUAAAACACACAAAUUACAUCUAUUUCUUCUUCUUGUUGUUGAUAACUAAAAAUGGCUAUCACAAAUCUCCUUGCCUCAAGCAACCCCGUCAAAUUGGAUGCCUUCAGCUACUUCUCCUCUCUCUCGGGCAAACAAAACCACUACUUGACUUGUCGUUUGACGCAGACGACUCGUAGAGUCCAAACUUCUUGUUGUAAUCAUGAGACGUCUUUGAAAGCUGUGACGUCGCUAGAGAUGCAUGAGGCUGACACACGUCGUAACUGUGACGGAGUUGGAAUUCUCCGUUUCUUAAAAGCGAAAAGCUAUCUCGUUACUGGUGCAACAGGGUUUCUUGCUAAAGCGUUGAUUGAGAAACUGUUGAGGGCAAGUCCUGAGAUUGGGAAGAUCUUUCUUCUGAUGAGAUCCAAGGACCAAGAAUCAGCCAACAAGAGACCUUAUGAUGAGAUCAUUAGCUCGGAUCUUUUCAAGCUUCUGAAGCAAACGCAUGGCAGCUCCUACGAAGCCUUCAUGAAGAGCAAGCUGAUUCCAGGAAUUGGAGAUAUUGGAGAAGACAACCUCGGGAUCGAAUCUGAAAUAGCUGAAAUGAUUAGUGAAGAGACUGAUGUCAUUAUCAAUUGCUGUGGUCGUACAACAUUUGACGACAGAUACGACUCUGCCAUAAAUGUCAAUGCUCUUGGACCUGGUAGGCUCUUAAGCUUCGGAAAGGAAUGCAAGAAACUGAAACUUUUCCUACAGUUUUCAACUGCUUACGUGACUGGUAAGAAAGAGGGGAUAGUACUAGAGACUCCUCUCUGCAUUGGAGAAAACAUAACUUCUGACUUGAACAUCGACUCCGAGCUGAAACUAGCUUCAGAAGCUGUAAGAAAGUUCCGUGGCAGUGAAGAAACCAAGAAACUGAAAGAACUCGGUUUUGAAAGAGCUCAACAUUAUGGAUGGGAAAACACUUACACAUUCACAAAAGCCAUGGGUGAGUCUAUAAUUCACAGCAAGCGAGGAGACUUACCCGUAGUGAUCAUACGGCCUAGUAUUAUCGAAAGCUCUUACAAUGAGCCUUCCCCUGGCUGGAUCCAAGGAAUAAGAAUGGUUGAUCCAAUCAUCAUCGCCUAUGGCAAAGGCCUGAUUUCUGGCUUCUGUGCAGAUUCUACAUCUUUGAUGGACAUUACACCUGUUGAUAUGGUUGCUAACGCGGCAAUAGCAGUCAUGGCAAAGCAUGGUUCUGGUGGUGUCCAAGAGCUCAAAGUUUACAAUGUCACUUCUUCAUCUCAUUCGAAUCCCCUGCGAUUUGGCGAGCUGAUGGACCUAUCUUAUCAACAUCUGCGUAACUCUCCCUUGGGAGAAACAGUGAUUGACUUAGCACCUAUGAAAUUCCACAGUUCCUUAGAAUGUUUCAGCUCUUCUGUAUAUAACGAUAUAAGAAAACAGGAAAGAGAUUCACAUAUAUCCACAUUGAGCAAGAAGGGAAACAGGAGGCUGGACUAUUUUGUGUCCCUGGCAAGAAUAUAUAAGCCUUACAUGUUCUUUCAAGCGCGGUUUGACGACACCAACACAACAACUCUGAUACAGGAGAUGUCAAUGGAAGAGAGAAAGAUGUUUGAGUUUGAUGCCAGAGGCAUUGACUGGGAGCAUUACAUUGUCAACGUUCAUAUUCCAGGUCUCAAAAGGCAAUUGUUUCAGGGACGAUCCAGUUAAAGAGACUGUGAUUUAAGUGCUUGUGACCUUGUGUUGUGCACACUCAGUGUAUCAUCAGCUAUCUUUACAAAAAAAAUUUGUUUUUAAUCAAAGAAUUUUCAGGAUUUUACUUCA